Molecule: messenger RNA, 740 nt
Organism: Mauremys reevesii (Reeves's turtle)
Lineage: Eukaryota; Metazoa; Chordata; Testudines; Geoemydidae
Exons: 3
Coding region: 28-654 (208 amino acids)
Source: RefSeq, a predicted model, not a curated record
CGGGGCUCCCAGGCACGGAGCGGGUGCAUGGAGAUGGGGAGUGGCGCCUCCCUGGAGCCGAUCUCCGCGCCAGGGGGAGCCUGCAGCCGGUGCGAGGCAGGGGAGAGACGGGGGCUCUUUGGGUGCUGCGGGCCCAGCGGCUGCGCAGUGAGUGAUAGCACAGAGAAGGGUGGAUGGACACACACAGGCCUGGCACGAGAAAGCUGGGCCCUGCCCCCGCUGCCUCCCAGGUCGGCGACGCCCCCUAGCGCCGGAGAUCCCAGAGAGGUGCUGCUCAGCUCCCCGGACACUCUGCACCGCCACCUGGAGACCUCGCUCUGGGGGGCAGCCUCGGAUCGGAGAGGCUGGCGCCGCAAGCCCAGACCCCUGCCUCCCCCGUCCUUCUCGCUGUGGGUGGCCGGAGACGGAGGCCCGUGGGAGGAGAAUUACCGCUACCACCGGCUGGCAGGCAGCCUGGUGUCCUCCGCAGAGCCCAUGGAGGAGUUCCGGCCGCUCAUCCCCCGGGAGGCGCCGAGGGGCCAGGCCCAGGGGCCCCGCUGCCACUCCGGGACCUGGCCUAUGGCCGGAUGCUGGGUGAGGGGCACUUCAUGCUCCAUCUCCCACCAUAGCGCCUCGGGCACUGGCCAGAUGAAGAAAAGAGAUGGAGGAGGAUGAGCCAUCUCGGUGGUAUCUCCGGGAGAGCCGGGUUCUUUUGGGCCACUGGCAUUUGUGGGGAACAAUCAGUUUUGGGUCAAACAAAA